UUAACACUAAUGACAUCACCCCCACCCAGGCAGGGCGCGAGAGAGGCGCUCGCUCCGCAGCCAGGGCAAAGGGCGGCGUCCCGGUGAGGGGUGUGGUCGCCGCUGUCACGUGAGCCGCCGAGUGGGGGGGGGGCUACGGACUCCUCGCUCGUCGUUUGCAUGGCUGGAGGCCGUCGCGGUUCGUCUGUAUUAUUUCGUCGCUGUGUCCGUCGUCUCAGCCACUGCACCUCCUGUCGUCCUCUCACCUUUAGCGCGGUUUUCCACAGUGGCUGUCCCUGGAGGCCUUCCCCUCGUCACCCUACCCCUGCUCUUUCCCAGAACCCCGAGAUGUUCGCCAAGGCUACCAGCAACUUGCUACAGCAGAUCGACCCAGAUGGGUUACUGAUCCCAGUGUCCCGCCUGAACGAUUCAGACAAGCUGGUCCCCCUAUCCCUCGUGGUGAAACGCAAGCGCUUCUGGUUCUGGCAGCAGCCCAAGCACCUGGUGUCCGACUUCACUCUGAAUGAUGUGUUGACUGGGGAUGAUCCUAUGCAGCCUGAUGUAGCUGAGACAGACUUUUUGAAGUACAAGGGCACCUUUGGGGACAUCAAGAGGGGGAAGAUGGAUGCGGAAGUGGGCCAGCUGACAGUUAAUGUGGAAGGAAAGGGUUCCUCCAAACUGCAGUCUUCCUUUGGUGCUUUAAAGAAACAGGAGGUUGAUGUCCAGAGGCUCUUGCAGGAAUCCAGGGGCAGGGUUCUGGACUUGGAGCACUGCCUCAUCCAGCAGACCCGUGAGAAGCAGAAUGAGGCGUUUGGACUUGUGAAGGAGAGAAUCCUAACCAUGGAGCCCUGCUUCAUAAGUGAACAGGUCCAGGAACAGGGCGAAUGUGGGGCCGUGCUGGCAUUUCGCAAGCCGAAGAAGAUACAGGUUUCCCUGAAUAACGACGGAAAUAUGCAGAUGGACAGUGAAGUGCUGUUGGAGAUUCCUGCCCAUACAGUUGUUGCGUACAGUAUCAUUGAGCUGGAGGUAAAGGCUAAUGGGGAGUACGAGCUGUGCCUUCUGCCAGAUGUUUUGGGUGGGUUUGAAGUGGACUCCCACAAAGGGACCCAGUUUGUCCUCUGUGAAGCAACUGGGAAGGACCUGCAAACUGAGAAGACAACGCUCAGUGAACAGCUUAAAGAAAUGGGGGAACUGAAGGUUCAUAUCGAAGAGCUGGCUGACCUCCCCCCACAAACACGAUCCAGGCUGUUUCAGCUUAUAAAGGAAGCAAUGCAGGACAGGGCAAAACUGGCAGUGCUGAAUGAUGUGCUGGAUCAGCUCUGCCAGGGCAGGAUGCCUGACCUGGGGCAGCUGGAGUUGUCCUCUCAGAGACACAUGGUCCAAACCCUCUUAGACCUGCUGCAGCUAGAUGGUCAGGAAGCUGGGCAAAAGAGAACCUCCCCACUUAUAGCAAGCUAUAUGCUGGUCAAUGCAAUGGAAGAAAUGAAUGAAGAUGGGCUAACUGCUCUUGGCUACUGUUCUAGUGCUCCAGUUCUACAGGCCUUGCAACAGCUGGUGCAAACAUUAGAAACAGCCAGUGAGUGUUCCUUGCAGAGUAGUAGUGUAUCCCCCCUUCUUGAGGAGGAGAUUUUUCAAAGAGUGGAACGUCUUUUCUCCUGCUGCAAAGUGACACUGUGGCGAAAGUCCAGUGCGGUGCUAGCAGAGGCAAGGAGUCCAGUGAGCCUUGCUCCACUGCUGUUGUGCAUCACCAUUCAUGGGCUUGCUUCGUUGAGCAAGUAGUAUGUUGUUCAAGGUGGAUGGUUGUAGGGCAGACCCAGGAGUGCAUUUCCUGGUUUGCUCUGUGAAGGUAUGAAGACACUCUUUCCUAUGUUUGCUGCUUUUUCAACUGGUCAGUUUUUGAGGCUUUGCAACAGGUCUGAGAGCUUAACAGGAAAAUGCAUUUAAGAUUUAAAAUUUCUACUAAAUGUUUACUAUAGGACAGAUGACUGGGAGGUGGAAGUGGCUCCAUAGGCAGGACUGAGGCCAAAGACAGCAGCUUUAUACCCAAAUUGACUUUUAAUCAGGAGACAAAAAUGGAGAUGUGGUUCCUUUAAGGCCAAAAAAAAAAAAAAAAAAAAAAAAAAAAAAAAAGGUCCAACAGCAACAACCUGAAGUCAAGGAAAGCGCCAAACCAAAUACCACCACCCACCAGUCAUCCACAGGGAUAGUAUUGCUUCUCCUCUAUUCUCAGCCCAUGUGUGAACGUGGCUGGGUAGGGUAUACGCUGGCAGCCCAUCACACGCAUUGCCCUCUAUGCCAUUGCUUUAUCUUCCACCACUUUGCAUAUUCUGUUAGCUCUGAUUACCUGAAGACAGACCACUUUUCUAUUAUAUAUAGUUAAGUUAUUGUAAAUAACUGUACAUGCCACUCAUUUCACAUAAAGGUGGGGCUGACUGGCAUGGUCUUGCAUAAAGAUGCCAGCAACAUGACAAGAGCAAGAUCCUUGUCAGCCUAUCCUUUCCUAACUUUUAAAACUAGCUUGUUUUACAGCUGUAUACAUUUAUAAAUGUCACUUCCCUACAUAUGUCAUUAUUGGUGUGUCAUUGCUUAUGGCCAGACAAUUCUCUUAUAUACACUGUUUAUUAAUUCAAAUUCAUUAAUGAAGUGUGAUUAAUUCAGCUGACAAGAAACUAAAGGGGGAGAGCUGAAAUCAUGGUGUACUCAGUCACUUACUUCAACAAACCAUUGUAGAGCUGCUUAAGUGACAAAAAUGCCAGCCUGUCUGAGGUGACACAGCACCUGCUUCGUAAAGCUUCAGAAUAGCUGCUGUGGGGGGAAAAAAAGCAAAAAGUCAAAAACUAUGAAAACAUUCAAAAAAUUAUCACUCUAGUUUAUUAAAUUUUAGUUCCUUAAAAUACAGGCCUCUAUUAUAAAAUACUUCCCAGUUCCCAAGAACUACUAAAUAAAAAGCUAAAUAAAUUAUACUAAAUUUAAAAUUGGGAUGACAAGGGCAGGAGGAUCUCUGCAAUUCAGUACCACAAAACACUGAAGGAAUAAGUUAUACUUUGCCUAGAAGCAAUAACCAAGACACACUAGACCAUGAACACCACAGAAAGGGAGGAGAAAAAACCCUCACAUGACAAAUGUAUACUGCAGCAAGUUAAGAGGUCAAGGAUUUAAAGUAAAAAAAGUUGUCUACUCACUGAAAGGAAAAUGUAUCCCAGAACCUGGAAUUCCAUACAAAUUACAGCACAA
Messenger RNA from Scleropages formosus (Asian bonytongue), 3213 nucleotides. It is a transcript of the gene gsdmeb, whose product is annotated as gasdermin Eb. The coding region runs from base 160 to 1758 and encodes 532 amino acids. NCBI's taxonomy places the organism in Eukaryota, Metazoa, Chordata, Actinopteri, Osteoglossiformes, Osteoglossidae. The transcript has 10 exons. The record is from RefSeq and is a predicted model, not a curated record. Gene Ontology annotation, biological process: programmed cell death. Gene Ontology annotation, cellular component: cytoplasm.